AUGGUCAUGAUGUAUGGUGGUUCAAAUGUCCUUUCACCGGACUCUGCCCAUGGAAUAUUGAGUGUGAUUGUCAAUAGUGUCUUGACGAUGAAGUUGAAUGGGAUGAACAUCGUACAAUAUCUUCGAACAAAGCCAAAUCAAAGAAAAAGAAGAAAGGGAGAAACUCUGAGAGAGAGUUCCAGGAAAGAUCAAGAAGUUCCUAACCUCUAUGUGGCCCGGCAAAAAAAUGGCAUAGAGGAAGAGGAUAUCCUAGGAUCUGGUACGAAAGAUUCAUAUGAUAGUGAUCCUACGGAUGAAUCGUACAGUGAGCCAAAUGAGGAUUCCUCACUAGACUCUUCUGAAGAAGACAAUCCACCAAUAUUCAUGAAUCAACCAAGAGAACUUGAAAUUUCUGAAGUCGAUGAUGAUUGUGAAAGAAUGACAGAUGAGCCAAUUCCAGAAAGGAGACCAGAACCAACAACACCAAAACAUUUUGGAACUAGAUUCCAUACCUUCACUCUGGAUGACAUCAAUGUUUCAAAAUGGACUCAAAGGAUCUAA
Messenger RNA from Lycium barbarum (goji berry), 540 nucleotides. RefSeq lists its product as uncharacterized. The transcript has 2 exons. The coding region runs from base 1 to 540 and encodes 179 amino acids. Lineage: Eukaryota; Viridiplantae; Streptophyta; Magnoliopsida; Solanales; Solanaceae. The record is from RefSeq and is a predicted model, not a curated record.